Messenger RNA from Paramecium sonneborni, 749 nucleotides. The record is from the annotation of a GenBank genome assembly. NCBI's taxonomy places the organism in Eukaryota, Ciliophora, Oligohymenophorea, Peniculida, Parameciidae.
UAAUAUUGUCGAAGUACAAUUCAAUUACUACUACUCAUCUUGGGAUAUUUAAAAUAAUCACAGAGAAAGUUAAGAAAUAAUAAUGACGUAGAUAAUAAAAUUAAAUAUAUAAGGUGAUUUAAGUUUUAUUGAGAAAGUAGGAGCAUCUUCAUUAGCUGGAUUUAUUGGAGCAUUGCUAGGGAAUCCAACAGAUGUUUUUUGAUGAGAUUUUAAGCAGAUUAAUCAUUACCAAUUAAGGAAAGAAGGAAGCUUCAGGAAGAAUAUAUAAAGAAGAAGUAAUUUUAGCUUAUUGGAAAGGAUCUAUGACAACUGUGACUAGAGCUGUUGCAAUAACAAUAGGAUAAUUAACUACAUAUGAUUAAUUGAAGUAAAUGAGUAUGCAAUUAAAGAUUCAAAAAUAGAAAGCACAUUUGAUAGGAUAAUGUAAAAAAUUGUAUAUUUAUAAAUAUAUAGAGCAUCAUGUGAAGCAGGAAAAAUCUCUUCUGUGAUUUCAUUGCCUUUUGAAAAUGUGAAGACUAAACUUUAGAAGAUGAAAUGUUUAGGAGAUGGUUCAAUGCCAUAUUCAGGUGUGAUAGAUUGUUUCAUUAAGACUAUAAAAAGAGAGAAGUUAUUAGGAUUAUGGGUUGGAUUAUUUGUAUACUUUUCAAGAGUGGCAUCAUAAUCUAUAAUGAUUCUAUUGAUAUAAGAUUACCUUCAUUAGAAAUAUAAUUGAUUAGGUUAAUUUACAAUAAUUAUUUACAAAACCAUGC